Limulus polyphemus (Atlantic horseshoe crab) is the source of this 2712-nucleotide messenger RNA. Its product is annotated as zinc finger protein 345-like. The transcript has 2 exons. Gene Ontology annotation, molecular function: DNA-binding transcription factor activity; RNA polymerase II cis-regulatory region sequence-specific DNA binding. Bases 284 to 1039 code for a protein of 251 amino acids. NCBI's taxonomy places the organism in Eukaryota, Metazoa, Arthropoda, Merostomata, Xiphosura, Limulidae. Gene Ontology annotation, biological process: regulation of transcription by RNA polymerase II. The record is from RefSeq and is a predicted model, not a curated record.
UGUAACAUUGGAUAACGUAAAACAACACAAGAGAAAAACUUAUGGAAAAAAACAUGAACAAAUAUAUACUGGAGAGAAACCUUAUAUUUGUGCAAUUUGUGGAAAAGGCUUCAGAAUAUGCCAUUUCUUAAAAUGUCAUGAAAGAAUACAUACUGGAGAGAAACCUUACAGUUGUGAUAUUUGUGGAAAAGACUUUAGAUUGAAGCAUUUCUUAAAAUGUCAUGAAAGAAUACACACUGGGGAGAAACCUUACAGUUGUAACAUUUGUGGAAAAGGCUUCAGAAUGUGCCAUUUCUUAAAAUAUCAUGAAAGAAUACAUACUGGAGAGAAACCUUACAGUUGUGAUAUUUGUGGAAAACAAUUUGGAACGAGUAGUAACUUGAAAAUGCACGUGCAAACACAUACUGGGGAGAAACGUUACAAUUGUGAUGUUUGUGGGAUACAACUUAGAAGUAAUUCUAGCUUAAAAAAACAUGGACAAAUACAUACUGGGGAGAAACCUUACAGUUGUGAUGUUUGUGGAAAACAGUUUAGAAGUAACUCUAGCUUAAAAAGACAUGAACGAAUACAUACUGGGGAGAGACCCUACAGUUGUGAAGUAUGUGGUAAACAGUUUACAACAAAUAAUGCAAUAAAAUAUCAUCAAAGAAUACAUACUGGUGAGAAACCUUACUGUUGUACAAUUUGUGGAAAAGACUUUAAAUCGACUAGUGACUUAAAAGUGCAUCAAAGAAAACACACUGGGGAAAAAUCUUAUUGUUGUUUAGUUUGUGAAAAACAGUUUCGAACAAGUAUUGAAUUAAAACGACAUGAAAUAAGACAUACUGAGGAGAAACCUUAUUGUUGUGAUGUUUGUGGAAAAGACUUUAAAACAAAUGCUGAAUUAAAAAUACAUCAAAGAAUACAUCAAAGAAUACAUACUGGGGAGAAACCUUAUAGUUGUGACUUUUGUGAGAAAGAAUUUCGAAGUAAUAGUAACUUAAAAAGACAUGAACGAAUACACAUUGGAGCAAAAACAUUAUUGUUGGAUAGUUUGUGAAAAACUGUUGUUGAUUUUGUACAAAAGAUUUUAGAAUAAGCAGUGAUUUGAAAUGUUAUAAAAGAAUACAUACUGGAGAGAAACCUUAUAGUUGUGACUUUUGUGGAAACAAUUUAAAAAGAACUAGCUUAAAUGAUCAUCAAGGAUUACAUACUGGUGUGAAACCUAACUCUUAUGCAGUAUGUGAUAAACAGUUUAUAACAAAUAAGGCAAUAAAAUAUCAUCAUAGAAUACAUACUGGGUAGAAACAUUACUGUUGAAGAACUUGUGACUUCAAAGUGCAUCAAGUGAAACACACUGUGGGAAAAAUAUUAUCGUGAUGUUUGUGGAAAACAAUUUGUAUAACUUAAAAACAGUUUCAAACAAGUAAAGAAUUAAAAGAACAUGAACAAAUACACACUGUGGAGAAACCUUACACUUGUGUAGAAUGUGAUAAAAAAAGUUUAGAACAAAUGGUGGAUUAAGAUACCUACUGGGGAGAAAUGUUACUGUUGUACAGUUAGUGAAAAAUAAUUCUUAAGUAACUCUAACUUAAAAAUGUACCAAAGAACACUCUUUGGAGAGAAACCAGUUUCACAGUUUAUGGAAAACAGUUUGGAACAAAUAGUAAUUUAAAAAUACAUCAAAGAAUGAACAUAUGGGGUAAACUAUACUGAUGUUUACUGUGUUGUAAAGAGUUUGUAACAGACUGUAACUACUACUGAAUGUGGUUAUUGUUUAAAGUUUAUUGAACCAGAUGAGACAGGAUUUAUGUGUACAGAUCUGUCUUUGGUGUGUUUUUGGAAAUUUAGUUGGAAAUUAUUGUGUGUUAGUGUUUGAUAUGAUAAAGCGACAACCAAAGAAAUGAAAAUAUAUAAAUUAAAUCUGGAUGGAGAGAAUAGUCAUUGUUUCUGUAAAAGGAAAUAGUAAGAAACUUUAUAACUGAACAGUUUUUAUUUCCUAGUUUUUUAUGUAUAGACAGUAAGUAUUGAUUAGAACCAGUUUAUUUAUAUCAGUAUUUCAACAUGUACUGAGAAUGUUCUGCUAUAAUUGGUUUCUUAACAACUGUGAAUUAUGGGAUUAAAUGAUUUCAAACUACAGUCUCAAUUUACUAUGAUGAUUGAAGUACUGAUACAAUUUCUAGUAAGAUAGUUUUCCUACAAACUUAUAGAAUUUAUAAAAUAUUAAUAAACAUUGUUAUUUUUGCCUAAAGUUUGUUAUUUGUAAUUACUUAACUAUAGAACUUUAAAGUAUUGGUGUCAGUAAACAUGUUAAUAGGACAAAGCAUUAUAAGAUUUUAUGGUAUUCAACCAUUAAAGUACACAAGAUAAUAUACAGUUGAUUGUUGUGAUACUAUACCAUCAUAUUUCAACAGUUGAAUUUGUCUACUGUAAACCUUUCUAUUGAACAAGAUAAGAUAAAGUUGAUUGUUGUGAUACUAUACCAUCAUAUUUCAACAGUUGAAUUUGUCUACUGUAAACCUUUCUAUUGAACAAGAUAAGAUAAAGUUGAUUGUUGUGAUACUAUACCAUCAUAUUUCAACAGUUGAAUUUGUCUACUGUAAACCUUUCUAUUGAACAAGAUAAGAUAAAGUUGAUUGUUGUGAUACUAUACCAUCAUAUCUCAACAGUUGAACUUGUCUACUGUAAACCUGUCCAGGGAGAAAAGUUUUAUAAAGUGUGAAUCUUUGAAAA